Molecule: messenger RNA, 2165 nt
Organism: Talpa occidentalis (Iberian mole)
Lineage: Eukaryota; Metazoa; Chordata; Mammalia; Eulipotyphla; Talpidae
Gene: CUNH9orf43
Product: chromosome unknown C9orf43 homolog
Exons: 14
Coding region: 117-1838 (573 amino acids)
Source: RefSeq, a predicted model, not a curated record
GGCAUGACCAGACCUCGGGGCUCAAUUCAGGCUGCUCAGGCAACGAAAGGUCAACAAGCAGCCAGUUAAUUCUAGAAAGCUAUCACAUUGGCUUUUGUUGUAAACCAUUUGUGGCUAUGGAUUUGCCAGCUAAGAGUGAAUGGGAUGAAACCACCUGCAAAUUGGCUAUUUGUCAGCAUCCGCAAUGUUGGGCAAGUAUCCGCCGGAUUGAGAGUGGCCACCCUCGAAUCCUGGGUGGUGUUCCUUGCAAAACUCUGGAAUCAGAAGACAAACUCCCAAUGCUCACUAUUGUGAACAUCUCAAAUCCCUGCCUCCAGGCCAAGAGACGUACUCGUCAUCGUCAUCAUUUAUCAGGAUUUACCUUCUCUAAGGCUCGAGGUUCAAAGUUUCACUCUAAAUUUCAAGGCAGGCCUCAGAAGGAUUUACCUGACAAAAGUUUAAUCAGUCGUACUGACAGAUCUCUCAAACUUCCAGUGCUAAAUUUGAAUAGGACAAAAAUUCCCUGUCCUCAGGAUGUUAGAAAUAUGGUUGUAAUCUGGAUUCCAGAAGAAUCAGACAAUCAGAUGAUUCCAACUGAGAGGAAGCCUAUUGUUCCUAAACAGUCGGGGGAGAAGGAAAGGAAGAAGGCUGCAGUGAGCAGCAAGUCACCUCUGUCCCGAAAGCAACACUCAGAAAAAGACUGGAGAACUCCAAGGAUGAUGGUGCCUCCCCCCUCCCCAGUACAUUUGUUUGAGCAACUCACUUCACAUUCCUCACCUCUUUGGAACCAAUUUGACAUGUUACCUCAGGAUCUAUUGAAGGACCUCUUGUCAGAUAAAGGGAAAACCGUUUCUUGUCCAGAGCUGAAGGCACAAUUGGCCAUGGUGAAAAAGACUCUUCCCCUGGAAAAGAGCCGGCCUGACAGUGCAAUUUCUGCUAGGAUGUUUUUAUCUAUACAGCGCCUCACCCUGCAAAAGCCAUUGUUGAGACACUCUGGACAUUUGAAGAAAUUAUCUUCUAACCUGAAGACAGAAGAUCAUUGGAAGCAGCAGGAGCAACAGCAGCAGGAGCAACAGCAGCAGCAGCAGGAGCAACAGCAGCAGCAGCAGGAGCAACAGCAGCAGCAGCAGCAGCAGCAGCAGCAGCAGCAGCAGCAGCAGGAGCAACAGCAGCAGCAGCAGCAGCAGCAGCAGCAGCAGCAGCAGCAGAAGCAUCAACAGAUGAAGGCAAAGAUACCUACUAAGAAAAAGGAGGCUAAAAAGAAAUCCAAGAGUGAUCCAGGGAGCCAGAAGGCUUUGCAUAAACAUUCAGGUCAUGGAACUCUACAAGAUUGGGAAAGUAAUGAAAAGCAGCAGAAGCAGAAGAUCAGAGGGCCCAUCUUAAAACUGGGUUCCACAGAGAGACUGCAGAGGAACUACACUGAGACCUGCCUAGACUCUGUCCCCAGUAAGGAGAAUCCUGAAUUACCCAGAAUAGAACCCAUGAACAGGGGCAUCAGCACUCAGAUGGAGUUUGUGCUGGAAGGCCAAAAGAAGACCCCAGUGGACUUUUCAUCUUAUGUGAAGACAACAACCUGGAACCCUGAGCUCAAGCUGCUGAGGAUUCUUCAGGCCACUGAUCAGGAAGAGGAGAACCAAACCUCAGAGGAAGAGAGUGAAGGGACUUUGGGGACGCAGUCAGAAGGUGUCAUGGAGGGGCAGGCAGAAGGUGUCACAGAGGGGCAGGCGGAAGGCGUCACGGAGGGGCAGGCAGAAGGCGUCAUGGAGGGGCAGGAAGAGGCCUUAAGGGAGGACAGGCAGAGGGCCUCAGGGAAGAACAGGCAGAGGUCCUCAGGGAAGAGCAGGAAGAAGGCCUCAUAGAGGGGCAGGCAGAGGGCUCAUGGCGGGCCCGGCAGAGGACCCCAGGAAAGAGCCUUAUUUUGGAGCAGAAUGCCUGGAACGUUCAGUAUAGUGAACUUGAACUAAAGGCAGAAAAGGAGAAGGGACUAAUACUCCCUGGAGUCUAUACCAGGAGCUGAGCUUUGGAAUUCUGUUUGUUUCAUUCACUUCUACUUGCCUCUAAAAUAAACGAGGGAGGAAAGCCCUGCCCAUUUUAACCUUAGAUAGUUUCUCUUCUGUUAGGGCCAGGAUAAUUUUAAUGAUUAAACAUUGUUGCUGCUAAAUCAAAAGACUCAUUCUUUGUUUCCG